AUGAAGACCUUCCUAAGGAUAUCAGUCUUGGCUGUCGCUGGCCUAUCGAGUAUUGUUCAAGUAGGAAUACUGAAUACAUCAGACUUUUACACUACUGACUCUGGACAGGCUGAUGAUCACCUUCACGCCAAUGCGCACGAGAGGCGUGGACUAUCAGAUCUUCUAGGUGCGCUCGAGGGAUUGGGUCAAGGUCAAGGCCAGGGUCAAAGUCAAGACCAGGCCCAGCAAGCGGCAGCAGGGGCGCAAAAAGGAAAGCAAUCGCAAGCAGUUCAAGCGGCGACAGGAGGGAAGAAAGGGGGCAAUCGCAAGCAGUUCAAGCGACGACUAUCAUUGUUGGAGGGGCAGCAGCCGCAAAAGGAAGCAAUGCUACUUGUGCAGCGGCGGGAAAUGAAAAGACCUGCCGUUCAAUUAUCCUUCGUAACAAAGACAGAGUUUGGUUCUGGAGCAGCCCCAACGGUUACGGUCACUCCGCUUCCACAAAUGAUCACGCAGAUGGUUACGGUUACUGCAAACGCUGCAGCUAUAGCAGGAGUAAGCGAAAGUGCGGCUGGGGUCUCAUCAGCACCCGGGACUGCAGCUGAAACUGGAAAAGCAGGUUCAGGGAAGGGAAAUGGAGCAAAGAGUUCGGCAAGUGCGGCUGCUACUCAAGUAGCUGGUGCUGGGACUGGAAAUUCUGGUUCCGCAGAUGCAAAUGGCAAUGGAGCAAAGGGUUCCGCAAAUGCGACUCAAUCAGCUGCAGGAAUUGCUCCAGCAGUCGGUCAACCUGGAGCCAUGGCUUCAGCAGUAGGGACUCUUGUUGCUGGUGGCGGAUGCGAUUGCUCAUGUCUCUGUGGAGCUGGAUCUUUUCCAAACAACAAUGUUGGCUCUAGUUCUGGUUCUAGUUCUGGUGUUGCUGCCGCUCAAGGGGCAACAACCCUGCAGACCGUCGCUUCAAAGGCCUCAAAAGCCUCGAAAUCUGAGGUUUCCGCUCCCAGUUCUUCAAUCUCGCCCUCCAUUGCAGCAGCUGGUGUCCAAGCUCAGAGUGCAGCCUCUUCCUCAGGCUCUGCAAUAUCCUCUGCUUCAAGCGCUGCUAAAACUCAGAACGCCGGUGCUUCAUCAGCAUCAGUCACGAGCGUGUCCUCAAGCGCUAGUUUGGCAUCUUCAUCCUCAGUUUCGUCUGCUCCUGUGGCUCAAAGCGCCGUCGUCGUUUCAUCAUCAUCAGACUCGGCAUCUGGAGCCUCAAGUUUCAAACUAUCAGUAGCUGAUGUGCAACCGACACCCCAAGCAGCUGCUGCUCAACUCGCGCCUACGAUCUCUGAUCCUGUCGAUAUCAGCACGUUCUCACUCGUCAGUAGUUUAGUCCUGGGAAAUCUGGCCAAGGCUACGGGAGCACCUUAG
Lachnellula hyalina is the source of this 1377-nucleotide messenger RNA. RefSeq lists its product as uncharacterized. The record is from RefSeq and is a predicted model, not a curated record. Bases 1 to 1377 code for a protein of 458 amino acids. Lineage: Eukaryota; Fungi; Ascomycota; Leotiomycetes; Helotiales; Lachnaceae. The transcript is spliced from 3 exons.